Messenger RNA from Lolium rigidum, 2479 nucleotides. RefSeq names its product 50S ribosomal subunit assembly factor BipA. The record is from RefSeq and is a predicted model, not a curated record. Lineage: Eukaryota; Viridiplantae; Streptophyta; Magnoliopsida; Poales; Poaceae. The transcript has 19 exons. The coding region runs from base 20 to 2041 and encodes 673 amino acids. Gene Ontology annotation, molecular function: GTPase activity; GTP binding. Gene Ontology annotation, cellular component: ribonucleoprotein complex; cytosol.
GCCGCCACGAGCGAACGCCAUGGCCGCAGCGCUUCUGCUCCGCGGCCUCCGCUCGUCGGCGAGCCGGGCGCGCCAUGCCUUCCCCUCACCGGCCUCGACCCCGUCGCCGUUCGCCUCCUCCCUUCGCCACCGCCUCUACUCCUCCGCGGCCGCAUCCACGGCCGCCUCGCCCGCUUUUUCGCUGGGAGGCGCCACGGACCCGGCCCGCAUCCGCAACGUGGCGGUGAUUGCCCACGUCGACCACGGGAAGACCACGCUGAUGGACCGGCUCCUGCGCCAGUGCGGCGCCGACAUCCCCCACGAGCGCGCCAUGGACAACAUCAGCCUCGAGCGCGAGCGCGGCAUCACUAUCUCCUCCAAGGUCACUUCUGUUCCUUGGAAGGAGAAUGAGCUCAACAUGGUUGAUACGCCUGGUCACGCUGAUUUUGGUGGUGAAGUUGAGCGAGUUGUUGGAAUGGUCGAAGGGGCGGUCUUGGUUGUUGAUGCUGGGGAGGGACCUUUAGCACAAACCAAAUUUGUUCUUUCCAAGGCUUUGAAGUAUGGCUUGCGCCCAAUCCUCCUCCUCAACAAGGUUGAUAGGCCUUCAGUUUCUGAAGAAACCUGCGAUGAAGUUCAGAGCUUGGUCUUUGACCUUUUUGCAAAUCUGGGAGCUACAGAAGAACAGUUAGAUUUCCCAGUUCUUUACGCAUCGGCUAAAGAAGGGUGGGCUUCCUUGGAGUACACCAAGUGCCCUCCUGAUGAUGCAAAAAAUAUGUCUCCAUUGCUUGAUUCCAUUGUACAACAUGUUCGCCCCCCAAAAGCUGACCUUGAGGCUCCGUUCCAAAUGUUGAUUUCCAUGAUGGAGCGUGAUUUUUACCUAGGAAGAAUACUCACUGGGCGUGUAACCUCUGGAGUUAUCCAUGUUGGCGACAAAGUUCAUGGUCUGCGCAACACGGAUGAAGGGGUUCAGAAGAUUGAGGAUGGAAAGGUUGUCAAGCUCAUGAAAAAGAAAGGCACAAGCAUGGUGGUCAUAGAGGCUGCAGGAGCUGGAGAUAUAAUUUCAAUGGCUGGAUUGUCUGGUCCAGCUAUUGGACACACUGUGGCAAAUCCGGAGGUUUUGACUGCUCUGCCAGCAGUUGAGUUGGACCCUCCCACAAUAUCUAUGACUUUCGGUGUGAAUGAUUCACCACUGGGUGGCCGUGAUGGCACUCAUGUAACUGGAGCAAAAAUUGGGAACCGUUUGAUGGCAGAGGCAGAAACAAACUUGGCAAUUAAUGUUCUUCCUGGACCAUUGUCAGAAUCUUUUGAAGUUCAAGGAAGGGGGGAACUUCAGUUAGGAAUCUUAAUUGAGAACAUGCGGCGUGAAGGAUUUGAGCUUUCAGUUUCACCCCCAAGAGUGAUGUAUAAAACAGAGCGUGGGGAAAGGCUAGAGCCUAUUGAAGAAGUAACUGUUGAGGUGGACGAGGAGCAUGUUGGAUUUGUGAUGACAACCCUAAACAACAGGAAGGGUGAAGUUCUGGACAUGGGCCCUGUCCCUGGGACAAUGGGAAGAACUCGGAUCUUCCUGACAUGUCCAUCUAGGGGUUUGGUGGGUCUUAAAGGAGUUUUCAACAGCCAUACACGUGGAACUGGAUUUAUGCAUCGUGCUUUCCAGGCAUAUGCUAAAUAUAAAGGUCCACUAGGAACUGUUAGAAAAGGAGUUCUGGUAUCUGUUGGCAAGGGAUCUAUCACUUCACAUGCACUCAUGAGUUUAGAAGCUCGUGGUACUCUUUUUGUCUCUCCUGGGAUGGAGACAUACGAAGGCAUGAUAGUUGGCGAGCAUUCACGCGAUAGUGAUCUUGAGAUCAAUCCUGUGAGAACUAAAGAACUUACAAACAUCCGAGCCCCAGGAAAGGAUGAAAAUAUCCGCCUAUCUCCACCUCGCUUGAUGACUUUGGAAGAGGCAAUUGGAUAUGUUGCUUCAGAUGAGCUGAUUGAGGUUACUCCCAAGGUCAUACGGCUUCGGAAGAAAUACCUCGAUGCCAACAAACGCAAGAUGAUGAAAAACAAGAUUGACAGGUGAAGCUCCAGUGGCUCCAAAUCACAUGUAGUACUGCUAACGUCACUAGUAUUAUGCUAUCAUCCAAAACGCAAGUCAGAUUUUUGCACGGAAGGCCCAUCCAGGUUCACACAACAGUGGGAUGUUUCGUGGAACACUAAUAACCAAUAAGCCCAAGGCUGAAGUUUCUAUUGUAUCAAAACUGAGUGGGUUUGAGUUAGGAUUACCUGCUGAAGGUGAUUAUAGCUAUCUAUAGCUUUUUAUGUGUAGAGAAUUUUGGGACACAUAAAUGUUGCCCUUGAAGGGUUAUAGUGCUCGUUGGUAGUUAGAUAAAAACAAGUCAAAAGAACUGCUUUUGACACAUUUACAGACAUAUCUUGUGAGAGAUUAAAGCAAAUAAAUUUUACAUUCUAACUAUAGCAUUCGGUAUAGCAGAAGGUCCUUGUGGGCUAUUUGUGGGUU